AUGGUCCGAGUGGUACGAGUGGUCCAAGUGGUCAGAUGGGCUCGAAUGGUCCGUGUCGUCAGACCAUCUUUCCGAGCGGCUUGCAGUGUUCACCGGAACCGACCAGCCGAUGAACGGUCACCUCUUCUCACUGAAGCUCAGAGCAGACGCUGGUGCCCAUUCCUCGGCGGCAUUGAGAAGCUUCGUCUCCGACUAGGCCGAAGCAGAAUCAGUCGAUGCUAA
Molecule: messenger RNA, 222 nt
Organism: Protopolystoma xenopodis
Lineage: Eukaryota; Metazoa; Platyhelminthes; Monogenea; Polystomatidea; Polystomatidae
Source: the annotation of a GenBank genome assembly